ACGUCAUUUGAACUUUAGUGGUAGUGUGGCCCAACAUGACACUAUCCAAUAGGUGCUCGAGGAAGGCGGGACUUAACCGUAACGGAGACACGUGUACACACAGUGAAGCAGGAAGUGAAUGUGUUCAGCUGGUGCCAGUAAACAGCAGCACCAUGCUUCUAGGUUACAGUCCUGUGGUUCAGGCCCUGCUCGGGACCCUCUUCACCUGGGGUCUCACUGCAGCUGGAGCUGCUCUGGUCUUCAUCUUCUCCAGUAAACAGAGGCGGAUCCUGGAUGGAAGCUUGGGAUUUGCAGCAGGGGUCAUGCUGGCGGCCUCAUACUGGUCCCUUCUGGCCCCUGCGAUUGAGAUGGCUGAAGAAUCUGGAAAAUAUGGGGACUUUGCAUUCCUCCCUGUUGCCGUUGGCUUUGGUCUUGGCGCUUUGUUUGUUUACCUUGCAGACGUAAUGAUGCCUCUUCUGGGUGUUGGGACAGAACCCCAUAUGGCUCUUGCACUUCCAACUGAUACCAAACUUGCUAAAGAAAAAAAGAAGAACUCUUCGGCUGGACUGUAUCAAGAGGACGAUUUGUCCAUCAGGAUAGGUAGAGCUGGAGUUCAAUCAGAUAAAAUAGAGAAUGGUGAGGUGUACCAAAGACGCAGGGGUGCCAACACUGGACAUACAGAAGUACAGACAGUGGAAACUAAACCACAGGAACAGAUAGGCCAGACUGCAAGCAGCUGGAGACGAGUCCUUCUUUUAAUACUGGCCAUUACCAUACACAACAUUCCUGAGGGUUUGGCAGUCGGCGUGGCCUUCGGAGCGAUCGGAAAAACUCAGUCAGCCACAUUUGAGAGUGCCAGAAACUUGGCUAUAGGGAUUGGCAUUCAGAAUUUCCCAGAAGGCCUUGCAGUGAGUCUUCCUUUAAGAGGUUCUGGGGUGUCCACAUGGCGAUCCUUCUGGUACGGACAGCUCAGUGGGAUGGUGGAGCCUCUUGCUGGGUUGUUAGGGGCUGUUGCUGUAGUGCUGGCAGAGCCGUUGCUACCGUACGCUCUUGCCUUUGCCGCAGGAGCCAUGGUGUAUGUAGUGGUCGAUGACAUCAUUCCCGAAGCCCAAGUCAGUGGAAAUGGUAAGCUGGCCUCCUGGACGUCCAUUUUUGGCUUCAUCGUAAUGAUGUCACUGGACGUAGGUCUUGGUUGACCUUUUCUAUAUGUUGAAAUGUGUAACAAUUUCCAGAACGUCAGCUGAUUGCACUGAAAAAAAGUGACCAAACAGCCUUUUUUCUUAGUGUAAAGGUAUAAUUGUUGUAUUUUUUUUUUUACUUAUUUUAUGUACAAUUGUGUUAUUUUUAUUGAUUUUAAAAAUGAGUCACAUUUGUUGGACAGGGUGGAAAUAUUGCUUGCAAAAUGACAAUACUUGAAAAAUGAUUAAAACUUGAAUGAAUGAUUUAGGGUUUUAUUUUUGAGGUAUGGUAUGACUUGUAUAAUAUGUGUUUGUUUACAAGGGUAGACCAAUAUGUGUGAGAUUUAUACUCAACUCUUACCAUCCAUAUGCUCUCAAAAAUGCUGUGCACUUAACUGAUAAUGGAAACCAGUGAAUAUUCAGAUAAUUAUAUCUUUGAUUAAUGGAUCCAUUUACACUGUGAAUCAUUUAUUUAUGAUUCAGUGGAUCCAUUAAUGUUCAUCUAGUAUUUCAUUGUUAUUACUGAACUACUGUUUCAUCUUUCACUCUGUCUUUUGCAUAAUUGCAUCUGAAACAUUUUGAACAAGGUAUAAAUGAAGUUUCAUUUUCUGUGUGAGUAUAAAUAUUAUUCAAUGGUUUAAUACAAUUUCUUAUUCCUUAAAUAAAAUAAUUGAUUGUUUGUUUUGCUGUUGUUUCUUACUAAGUGCCUCAACUAAUUUAAAUAUUUAUUGCCUCUAACUAAAUCCAGAGAUUCAUGUUUUAGCCUGGUAAUUUUAACCUAUUGUUCAGAAGUAUCAGUCCUAUAAUGUCACCCCAGUCACCCAAUCAUAUUGGAGUUUGAUGGGAACAGCAAAUAGACUGUACAUGGCUAAGACUGUUACCAUAAGCUAUACUAUCACUAUUUUGAUGUACAGGCAAGUUUUUACUUGCAAUUUUAUUUUUAUCAUAUAGGACUGAUACCAGUCGAACAAACAGGUUCCUUUUCUGCUUUAUAUACACUGUAAAAAAUUGUUGGUUCAACUUAAAAAAGUAAGUUACCUGGUUGCCUUAAAUUUUUUUAAGUAUCCUAAAAAUAUUAGUUAACUCAAAAAAGUUGUGUAAAAAUUGUUUAAGGCAAUCAGGUAACUGAAUUUUUUUAAGUUAAACCAACUUUUUACCGUGCAUGCAUACAUGAAUGAAAUGAAAAUUCGAAUAGCUGAAUUUCAUAUAAUAAUGUAGUACGUGAUUCAGUCAAAAUACCUUAAAGGGAUAGUUCACCCAAAAAUGAAAAUUCUGUCAUCAUUUACUCACUGUCAUGUUGUUAUAAACCUGUAUACAUUUCAUUGUUCUGAUGAACACAGAGAAAGAUAUUUUGAGGAAUAUUUGUAAGUAAAACGAUCAUUAGCCC
This is a messenger RNA of Paramisgurnus dabryanus, 2544 nucleotides long. NCBI's taxonomy places the organism in Eukaryota, Metazoa, Chordata, Actinopteri, Cypriniformes, Cobitidae. The record is from RefSeq and is a predicted model, not a curated record.